Messenger RNA from Dermochelys coriacea (leatherback sea turtle), 1206 nucleotides. RefSeq names its product transmembrane protein 186 (gene TMEM186). The transcript is spliced from 2 exons. Lineage: Eukaryota; Metazoa; Chordata; Testudines; Dermochelyidae. Gene Ontology annotation, cellular component: mitochondrion. The coding region runs from base 1 to 957 and encodes 318 amino acids. The record is from RefSeq and is a predicted model, not a curated record.
AUGCUGCGGAUGACGUGGCUCAGCCGGGCGCGGCGCUCGCUUCCGGCUCUGCGGCGACUCCGCCGCGGGGGCUGCCGGGACCCCAAGCAGCCCCAGCCGGAGGCGUCCGCAGCCCCCGAGCCCGCCCACCGUGCCGCGCGCCGGGGCGCCGUAGAGCGACGGUGGCGGCCGCGCAGGCGCAGGGUGCGGCCGCGCAGCGUCACCUGUCCGCGCGUCGAGAUGGCUGGAAUCUUCAAAAGCAGGACUAGACUCCACUUGCUGCCUUCCUUUGGGAGGUCUCUACCAAGGGAGUUUUCUGCAAGAUUGUGGAAAAGAGAAGGCAUGUGCCUACCCCGUUGCUUCAGGACCCAUACGUCCUUACAGCCACAGAGAUGGCAACCUGACAGUGUUAAUUUUUAUCCUGGGACAGGGCUGGCACUGCACAGAUGCGCUGGCAGCUUAAGCCCCACCAACAGAGUCUUGGAAAAGUCUAUGAUUGAGAACAAAGAACAGUUCAAACUGGUCUACAAGUUUCCAGGAAUUAAAUAUUGUAGAAUAUUUUCAAGAAUGAAGUUGCUACAGACUGGUAUAACCAUAGUCAUCCUCCCUCCUGUCUAUCACCUCUAUCUGCAGGAACAAGUUUCUCAGGAUUUUCUGUUGUAUGUCACUGGCAUUGCUUGCUUUGCUUCUGUAAUGCUGUAUGGUAUAAGUUAUUUUCUCAGACGAAUGAUUGGACUGAUGUACUUAAAUGAAGCUGGCACCAUUGUAAAAGUGGCACACUUAACAUUCUGGGGAAAAAAGAAAGAAAUUUAUUGUCCAGUUAAAACUGUAAUGAUGUUGGGUGACACUGGAGAUGCUAAGAAUGAAGUACUGCUCCAAUUUAAACAGCACAAUAGUACGCAGGUUUUAUAUUUUACUCUAAAGUUUGGCCAUAUUGUGGAUAAACAGAGGUUUGCCCAAAUAUUUGGAGGAUUUUAGUGACUCAUUAGAUGCAAUGAUCAACAUUUUCCAAGCGUCUAGCUUGUUUAAUGUUUUUCCAUUGCUCUUCAUGCUGAAUUCAUAGCUUAAUAGAUUUGUAAGCACUCAAAUAUGAAAUAUUUCCAUCCUUUUUCCAUACAAAUCCUUUAUGAGCUAACAUGCACACCCGUGUUUGUAUAAAGGGGAUACAGUGAUGUAGCAACCCACUAGAUAGAAGUUCCUGUACUAGUUUCAGAUGAAAGCGGAAUC